AUGGCACCUUUUGAACCUUCAGAGGCCACUCUCCGGAUAGUACUCCUGCCUGACGAUGGUCCAGAGCGAACGGAAUGCUGUAACACACGGAAAGGCGGUGACAUACUGGCCGGCUAUCUGGAAGUGUUUUCAGAGAGUCUUGUUGGCGUGAAUAUUACCGUCGUGUUUCAAGGCAUUAUAAGGACAUGGCGGCCGUCACUCAACGCACAGCCAGAUCACAACGCUACAGCAGAAUACAAAUUCCUGAGUGAAACCCAAGAGAUCGAGGCAACAUCCUCUCAUCGACAUCGAUGGGAAGGGCUCUCGGUAUACCGUCUGCCUUUUGCGUUCACCAUUCCCACUGAGCUCAUCUCUUCGAGGUCCGAUGUAAACCCAGCGUAUCUGACUCUCCCUCCAACCGUGAGAGAGGGCCAAAGCUAUUACGGACUAGCCACCAAGCAAGAAUACAUGCAACCGAGAAUCACGUAUGUUAUUACUGCCGUGUCCACCAGGUUCCCACGAGGCACGACUUCAGCGACGAAGUGCCGGACCAAGCGAGAGGUUACCGUCAUGCCUUCCAUUCCAGCGUCUCCUCCCCUUCAGAUCGAACAUUUCCCUCACGAGUACAAAACGACCUGUGUCAAGACCUUGAAGAGACGCGUGUGGAAUCGGCCAUUGGGUGAACUGACCAUCUCGGCGGCGGAACCAAAGGCCUUCAACAUCUCGACAUCUGCCCCUAGAGCCUCCACUGUAGCAGCGGUCAAGCUUCUAUUCCAGCCGUGCGAAGCCCACACCCCAGCCGCCACACCGUACGAGUGGAGAUUGACCGUGAAGUCUCACCUGAAAGUCCGAACAUUCUAUUCCACAAACCCAUUCACUCAGGUGCCCACCAAGGAGAGCGUCAAAUCGGAGCCGCUGGCCGAGAUGACCUCCAGCUGCACUUAUCGAGAGAUCCGCCAGUGCGACACCCUCUCGUGGCGCUUACAUCGCCUGUCCUCCGCCGGCACCAUCGCUUCGGACACUCUUGCCACCCCGUGGACGACCACGCUGAUAGUCCCGGUGAACGCGUCCAAGGCCCUGAUCCCUACAUUUCUCAACCCGCUGUCGGCUCGUCGAUACGUGCUGGUGCUCCACAUCACCGUCGACAAAAUCCACCACGAGGCCAUAGUGUUAGAGGUCCCGGUCCAGGUCAUCUGCGACCCUUCUCAGCCCGCGACCCUCUCGAAGAGGGGGGCGUCGAGCGAAACGAGCCGUGACGGUGCGGAGCACCAGAUCGCAGAGGGGGUGGGUACGAUGGACCUCGAAGACUGCCACGUACCCGGUCUGCUGGACACGACUCAACCACCGCUAUACGCCGCUCGUUGA
Messenger RNA from Letharia columbiana, 1344 nucleotides. RefSeq lists its product as uncharacterized. The record is from RefSeq and is a predicted model, not a curated record. Bases 1 to 1344 code for a protein of 447 amino acids. NCBI's taxonomy places the organism in Eukaryota, Fungi, Ascomycota, Lecanoromycetes, Lecanorales, Parmeliaceae. The transcript is spliced from 3 exons.